AAAAUAAUUUUAUUUUACAAUUAAUUUAGAUUUAUUAAUAUUAUUAAUUAAAGUGUGACUUAAAUUAAUGAUACAUUUUUUGAUUUAAAUGAACAUAUUUUAGAUGUUUUAAAGCAAAAGUCGAUUAAAAUGUUAAAAUGUGGUCAUUUAGAUUGGACUGCUCUGAACCCGUCUGCGCCCGCAUUCAUACCUCGUUCACAUCAAUCCAACGCCGAAGACAUGCCUCGCGAAAGGCUCACCACUGAUGACGGGUUGGGGAACGAGAGGUCCGACGCCUCCACUUGUGGUGCCGUCGGAAACAAAGUGACCAAAAGAACCGGAAAUAAGAAUAAAUGGAAACCCGUUUCCGGAAAACCCUCUGUUCUAACACUGGAACAGAUAAUUACAGAGAAACUCAAAAUCGAUACAAAGAGUCACAAAGAGAAUCAGAAGACGGUAUCAAACCAUUCAAAGAAAGCGCAAACAUAUGAAUCGCCCCAUAAUUUACUC
Molecule: messenger RNA, 489 nt
Organism: Medioppia subpectinata
Lineage: Eukaryota; Metazoa; Arthropoda; Arachnida; Sarcoptiformes; Oppiidae
Source: the annotation of a GenBank genome assembly